Molecule: messenger RNA, 4151 nt
Organism: Caretta caretta (loggerhead turtle)
Lineage: Eukaryota; Metazoa; Chordata; Testudines; Cheloniidae
Biological process (GO): regulation of transcription by RNA polymerase II
Cellular component (GO): nucleus
Molecular function (GO): RNA polymerase II cis-regulatory region sequence-specific DNA binding; DNA-binding transcription activator activity, RNA polymerase II-specific
Source: RefSeq, a predicted model, not a curated record
UUCCUGUGAGCAGCAGAUCUGGGGCUGAACUUCCCGGCUGAGAAGGGAGCCGCUGGGUGCUGCCGCUUCGGUAGCCACCCCGGGGGGGGGGGGAGCCGGAGAAACCCCUCCUCAAAGCCCCCUCUGUGCCCAGCCCGGGGUGGGGACUCUGUGCUCUGCCCGCUGAGCCUCCAGGGGAUGGAGAGGAGAGAGAGACCAGCAGGAGCAAGAAGUGGGGAGGGAGGAUCCCAGCUCCCAGCCCUGCCCGGAUCCAUCGCUGCAGCGUCCCGGGGCAGACUGACCCUCCUGGGAUCAAGGCUGCAGAAGAACGUCCGUGUUUCACUCCAGGUUGUCCGGUCCUCCUUGGGGACAUGAAAAGGGAAUGGCUGCAGCAAAAGCAGUGACCUUCGAGGAGGUGGCUGUGUAUUUCACCGCGGAGGAGUGGGCUCUGCUGGACCCCACUCAGAGAGCCCUCUACAGGGACGUCAUGCAGGAGAAUUAUGAGAAUGUGACCUGGCUGGCAGGUGAUGGGAUGGCCAGUGAGACCGAGGAGGAGAAUCCCCAGCAGGGAGGCCCUGAGUUGGGAGAACCACACAGGACAUUCUCGGGAAGGUCCCAGGGGAACAUUUGCCAGGGAGGAGCUAGCGUGAGUCAGGGCAGGUCGGAGGAGCAGCGGGGAAACCUGCCCGGGGAGAGAGAGGGUAAAUCCUCUCCUGAAGAGGGAUGUUUCAAGAAACUCAAAUUGCUGCUGGACCUUAAGGGGAAGCACAACAGGGGGACGGGAAAUGCAGGUGCUGAACAUGGGCAGGGCUCAGGAGAGAUGCUCUGUCCGGGAACCCACCCAGAAGACACAUCCCACAGAUGUGGGGGAAGCCCCCAGCAGAGCUCGGCGCCUCCACAAUAUCCAAGUGGGACCCCCCAUCGAUGUCUCCACUGUGGGAAAAGCUUCCGCUGGAGAUCACAUCUUCUGAGACAUCAGACGGUGCACAAGGAUGGGAAAAACUCCAGCCCCAGCGCAGCCCGCACCAUCCAGCAGAGAAUCCUCUCGGGGCAGAAACGCUGCCAGUGCCCCGACUGUGGGAGAAGCUUUGAUCGGAGGUCGACCCUCAUUGCACAUCAGAGGCUCCAUACGGGAGAGAGACCCUACAAAUGCCCUGAUUGCGGGAAAGGCUUCGCUGACAGCUCCAACCUUACGAGGCAUCGGAGACUCCACUCGGGCGAGUGCCCCUAUAAAUGCCUCGCUUGCGGGAAAGCCUUCCAUGUCAGGUCCAAGCUCCUGGAGCACCAGGCCACGCAUUUCCCAGGGGGGCCUUUUGCAUGCCCCAAGUGUAGGAAAUGUUUCCCCAGCAAGGCCCUCCUCCUCCGGCACCAGAGAUCCCACAUGGCGGAGUGGCCCUACAAAUGCCCCGACUGUGGGAAAGGCUUCGUGCAGCGGUCGCAUCUGGUGCAGCACCAGGGGAUCCACGCUGGGAUCAAACCCUGCGUCUGUGCUGACUGCGGGAAGAGCUUCGUCAAGACUUGGAACCUGACCAAACACCAGUGCUGCCACUUGGGGCAGAGACUCCGUCAAAGUGCUGAGGGUAGGGAAAGUGUCCGUCUGCGCUCAAACCUGCCUUACGAGGAGGGACCCGAUGGUAUGGCCCUGCCGGAGCGUCACACAGCAGAGAGACCCUACCGCUGCCUCGACUGCGGCAGGACGUUCAGCCGGAGCACGGACCUGCUGGCCCACCGGAGCACCCACACAGGUGAGCAGCCCUACAAGUGCCCGGACUGCGGGAAGGGCUUCCGUGUACGCUUCAACCUGAUGGUGCACCGGAGAGUCCACACGGGCGAGCGACCCUAUGCGUGCCCCGACUGUGGGAAGGGCUUCAGCCAGAGCUCCAGCCUCACGGCUCACCGGAGAGUCCACACGGGCGAGCGACCCUACCUGUGUCCCGACUGUGGGAAGGGCUUCAGCCGGAGCUCCCACCUCAAAUUGCACCGGAGAGUCCACACGGGUGAGCGACCCUACCCGUGUCCCGACUGCGGGAAGGGCUUCAGAACCAAAACGGCCCUGAGCACUCACCACCGGAGCCACACGGGCGAGAGACCCUACAAAUGCACCGAGUGCGGGAAGAGCUUCAGCCAGAAGGCGCAUCUGGUGCAGCAUGAGAGGACCCACCUGCGAGGCAGACCCUACAAAUACGCCGAGUGUGGGAAAAGCUUCAGCCAGAACGCCCACCUGGCCAAGAACAGCCGGACCCACUGCACGGAACGGCCCUGCAUCUGCACAUACUGCGGGAAGGACUUCGGCGACACUUUAACCCUGAUCCAACACCAGCGCACCCACACGGGGGAGCGUCCCUACCAGUGCACCGAGUGUGGGAAAGGCUUCAGAUGGCGGGCGCACCUGGUGCAGCACCAGAGGACACACUCCGGGGAAAAGCCCUAUGUCUGUGCCGACUGUGGGAGAAGAUUCACGGAGAGCGCCACCUUGAUCAAGCACCGGCGGAUCCACACCGGGGAGAGACCCUACAAAUGCAAGGAGUGUGGGAAAAGCUUCCGCCAGCACUCCAACCUGGCCCAGCAUGCCUGGGUCCACUCAGGAGAGAAACCCAGACAAGACCAUGGGGGCAGCUGCACGGACCUCACGGCCCUGCCGGAGCGCCGCAUGGCAGAGAGGCCCUACCGCUGCCUCGACUGCGGCAGGACGUUCAGCCGGAGCACAGACCUGCUGGCCCACCGGAGUAACCACACAGGUGAGCAGCCCUACAAGUGCCUGGACUGCGGGAAGGGCUUCAGCAUACGUUUCAACCUGAUGGUGCACCAGAGAGUCCACACGGGUGAGCGACCCUAUGCAUGCCCCGACUGCGGGAAGGGCUUCAGCCAGAGCUCCAGCCUCACGGCUCACCGGAGAGUCCACACGGGUGAGCGACCCUACCCGUGUCCCGACUGCGGGAAGGGCUUCAGCCGGAGCUCCCACCUCAAAUCGCACCAGAGAGUCCACACAGGCGAGCGACCCUACCCGUGUCCCGACUGCGGGAAGUGCUUCAGCUGGAGCUCAACCCUUAGGGCCCACCUGAGGAUCCACACGGGGGAGCGCCCCUAUAUAUGCCCUGACUGCGGGAGAGGCUUCACGCAGCUGGCUCACUUGACCCAGCACCGGGGGACACACUCGGGAGAGGAACCCUAUCGCUGCGCUGACUGCGGGAAGGGCUUUGGGGUCAGUUCCCGCCUGGUGGCACAUCAGAGGAGCCACACAGGCGAGCGCCCCUACAAAUGCCCUGAAUGCGGGAAGAGCUUCCGGGUCAGCUCAGUCCUGGUGGUACAUCAGCGGAUCCACUCUGGAGAGAGACCCUAUAAAUGCACCGAUUGCGGGAAGAGCUUUAACGUCAGCUCCAACCUCAUUAAACAUCAGAGGAUCCACACGGGGCAGAAGCCCUACAAAUGCACUGAGUGCGAGAGGAGCUUCAAUGAGAGCUCAGCCCUGAUUGCCCACCAGCGGCUGCACAAAGGGGAGCGGCCCUACAAAUGCCCUGACUGCGGGAAGAGCUUCAAUGUCAGCUCCAACCUCCUGGAGCAUCAGGGCACCCACAGGGGCCAGAAACCCUACAAAUGCCCUGAGUGUGGGAAAGGAUUUGCCCGCAGUGCCCACCUCUCUCAGCACAGCCGGACUCACACAGGCGAGCGACCCUACAAAUGUGCCGAGUGUGGGAAAGGAUUCGCGGUGAGGUCCCAUCUGGCCCAGCACUGCCGGGUCCACACCGGGGAGAGACCCUACAAGUGUGCUGACUGCGGGAAGGGCUUCACGGCCCGUUCGUCCCUGACCACCCAUCGCCGGACUCAUACAGGAGAGCGACCCUAUAAAUGCCCCGAGUGUGGGAAAAGUUUCAAUCAGAACUCGCACCUGGCUCAGCACUGGAGAACCCACUCGGGAGAGAAGCCCUAUCACUGCCCUGACUGCGAGAGAAGUUUUGGGGACAGCUCUGCUCUCAUUAAGCAUCAGAGGAUUCACCUGCAAGAGAAACCUUGUUAAUGCCACCCCCUAGCUACUGGUAAAGGUUUGCUUGGAGCUCAGCACUUAUGACUGGAACGGGGCAGGUAAGGGCUUUUUCAGUGAGGUGGCAAUUCAAAAAAACCAAACAAACCAACCAUGUUGAGUGCCCCCAAAACACAAUGUUUCAAAAAUUGGG